AUGAGUCGUCAGACCACCCUCGCCACGGCUUCCAAGAGCGGCAGCAGCGGCGGAGCCAGCCAGACCUUCAGCGGACGCUCGGCCGUGGUGACCAGUAGCUCCACUCGGGCCUCCGGCGCCCUCUCGACGUCUGCCACCCGCUCCGGAGGAGGGGGCAUCAGCAGCGGGAUGUCGGCCUGCGCCGCCUACGGUGGCAUGGGAGGGGGCUUCGGCAGCCGGAGCCUCUACAGUCUGGGGGGCAACAAGAAGAUCUCCAUCAGCGUGGCCGGGGGCAGCGUGGCCGGGGGCAGCGUGGCCGGGGGCGGCUUCGGUGGGGGCCGGUGCGGCGGCCGGGGCAUGGGCGGAGCCGUCGGGGGCUUCGGCGGAGGCUUCGGAGGAGGCUUCGGCGGAGGGGCCGGGGGUUUCGGCGGAGGCUUCGGCGGAGGGGCCGGGGGCUUCGGUGGCGGCGCCGGGGGCUUCAGGGGGCCCGGCGGCUUCGGUGGCCCCGGAGGCUUCGGUGGCCCCGGGGGCUUCCCCGCCGGCAUCCAGGAGGUGACCGUCAACCAGAGCCUCCUGCAGCCGAUGAACGUAGAGGUCGAUCCGCAGUUCAGCGCCGUGAAGACGCAGGAGAAGGAUCAGAUCAAGACUUUGAAUAACAAGUUCGCCACCUUCAUCGACAAGGUGCGAUUCCUGGAGCAGCAGAACAAGGUGCUGGAGACCAAGUGGGAGCUCCUGCAGAAGCAUGGAGGCAAUUCCAAGACGGGCACCACCAGCCUGGACCCGCUCUUCCAGGCCUAUAUCAGCAGCCUGCAGUCCCACUACAACGGGCUGCUCAGCGAGAAGGGCCGCUUGGAGAGCGAGCUGACCACCAUGGAAGAGCUGGUCGAGGACUUCAAGAAGAAGUACGAAGACGAAAUCAACAAACGCACGGCCGCCGAGAACGAGUUUGUGGUCCUGAAGAAGGACGUGGACGCUGCCUAUAUGACCAAGGUGGACCUGGAGUCCAAGGUGCAGAGCCUGACGGAUGAGAUCCACUUCCUCAAAACCCUCUACGAUGCUGAGCUGUCCCAGGUGCAUUCGGAGACCAGCGACACGUCGGUGGUCCUGUCCAUGGACAACAACCGCUGCCUGGACCUGGACAGCAUCAUCGCCGAGGUCAAGGCCCAGUACGAGGAGAUCGCCCAGCGCAGCAAGGCCGAGGCCGAGGCCCUGUACAAGACCAAGCUCGGGGAGCUGGAGAGCACGGCCGGUCGCCAUGGAGACGACCUGAAGAGCACCAAGAGCGAGAUCUCCGAGCUGAACCGCAUGAUCCAGCGGCUGCGGGCCGAGAUCGAGAGCGUCAAGAAGCAGAACACCAACCUGCAGACGGCCAUCGCCGAUGCCGAGCAGCGCGGGGAGGUGGCACUCAAGGAUGCCAAUGACAAGCUGGUGGAGCUCAAGAAUGCCCUGCAGAAGGCUAAGGAUGACCUGGCUCGGCUGCUGAGGGAUUACCAGGAGCUGAUGAGCGUCAAACUGUCUCUGGACAUUGAAAUCGCCACCUACAGGACCCUGCUGGAAGGAGAGGAAUUUAGGAUGUCCGGAGAAUGCCAGAAUGAAGUCAGCAUUGCGGUGGUCAGCAGCAGCAGCAGCAGCAGCGUCAUGGCCGGAGGGGCCGGAGGGGCCGGAGGGGCUGGGGCCCGGAUCCGAGGCGGGGUCUCCGGGGGCAUUAGCAGCACCCUGAGCGGAGGAGGGAGCCGCGUGAGCAGCAGCGUGAGCGGAGGAAGCAGCCGGGCAGUGGGAGGUGGCCUGUCCAGCAGCGGAAUGACCAGCGGCGGCGGGUCUAGGGCCGUCGGAGGGGCCGUCGGAGGGGCCAGUAGCUCCAGCCGCACCCUUUUCUGCUACCAGACCGGCGUCUGGCGAAACCUGCGGGUCAGUUGCCUCCUGCGGACUCCACCCUCGCUCACUCUCAGGGGGAAUUUCUUCCUGCUUUAA
Messenger RNA from Tachyglossus aculeatus (Australian echidna), 1950 nucleotides. RefSeq names its product keratin, type II cytoskeletal 3-like. The transcript has 10 exons. Lineage: Eukaryota; Metazoa; Chordata; Mammalia; Monotremata; Tachyglossidae. Gene Ontology annotation, biological process: intermediate filament organization; keratinization. The record is from RefSeq and is a predicted model, not a curated record. Gene Ontology annotation, molecular function: structural constituent of skin epidermis. The coding region runs from base 1 to 1950 and encodes 649 amino acids. Gene Ontology annotation, cellular component: keratin filament.